AUGACGAACACAAAAGUAUCCUUACCGCAGCUUCAGACUCCGCGCGAGCUGCAUCAGUUGCCAAUGCGCGACAACUCCUACGACUGGUCCGAGAUUUCCGAGCUCUACGGAAUACACGUAUGGGCCGGUGCCUACCGCGGAAUAUUGAAGAACCUCACUGCAAUUAACCCAUAUCCCGACCUGCCAGGUGUCUGGCUGUUGAUCUUUGAAGAUGCCGAAGCGUACAGACAAGUUGUCUGGGAAAUGGACACGUACGCGAUAGUGCUCGACUGUCCAGCGCACCAGAGUCAUUUCGUGAUUCAAUGGGUAGAAGAAGUACUUAAAAAGCCGGUUGGCUAUGUUUGGUUCACUCGAGAUAUUAAAUCAAAGCCAAGAACGGAUAAGCCUUUCAUUCUAUCAGACAGCCACAUGCAGGUCACAUUUGUGCACAUGAAGCAGUCUGUCCACUGCAUCGAUUAUAGUUACUCUUUGGCGUCACCCAAGUGUUCAACCAACAGCAGCACCUCGGUUAUCUUCGACGCCGACGAUGCCAACCCAACAAACGGCUUGCUUCUCAAUGAUCAGUCCCUCUUGUUUGGGGCCUUGGCAGAUUAUGUUAGAGAUCGCGUUCCGCUUCAUUCAAUGUGA
Messenger RNA from Verticillium alfalfae VaMs.102, 627 nucleotides. RefSeq lists its product with no specific name. The record is from RefSeq and is a predicted model, not a curated record. NCBI's taxonomy places the organism in Eukaryota, Fungi, Ascomycota, Sordariomycetes, Glomerellales, Plectosphaerellaceae. The coding region runs from base 1 to 627 and encodes 208 amino acids. The transcript has 2 exons.